AUGCCUACGAAACAAAAGGUUCUACUCCUUGGGGCUACUGGCGCAACCGGGAGUUCCAUAUUAGAUGGGCUACUAGAAACCCAUCAAUUCGAUGUCGAGGUUCUAGUACGGCCAGGUUCUGUCGAGAAGCCAUCUGUUCAGCAAAUAAAGGAUCGUGGUGUUCCACUGCGUGUGGCUGAUCUCAAUGCAUCGGAAGAAGAGCUUGUUUCUAUCUUGCAGGGUAUUGAGAUUCUGAUAAGUGCUAUUGGACCUCACGAUCUCCUGCAGCAAAAGACUUUGGUGAGAGCUGCAAAGUCUGCAGGAAUCAAACGGUUCACCCCCUGUGCAUUCAUCACAAUUGCCCCACCACAGGGUACAAUGUUGCUUCGCGAUGAGAAAGAGAUCAUAUACAAUGAGAUCAAAAGACUAGAGCUGCCCUUCACAGUCGUCGAUGUUGGGUACUGGCAUCAGAUUUCCUUUCCCUGCCUGCCAUCGGGGCGAGUCGAUUACGCAGCUUUGGUGCCCAACACCACUAUCCACGGCGAUGGCAAUGCCCCCAACAUACUCACAGAUAUCCGUGAUAUCGGCCGCUUUGUUUCACGAAUUAUCGCUGACGAUCGAACCUUGAACAAGUAUGUUUAUACUUGGGGUGAUAUUCUGACUGAAAACGAGAUCCUUAAUGUCGCUGAGGAAUUAUCAGGAGAAAAAGUCGAGAGACAAUAUGAGAGUGUUCAAGAAAUGGAGAAACGACUCGAAGAUGCCCAGUCCUCCCUUUCUCUUGAUCCGACAGAUCCCGGCAAGCGCACGUUGGUGUAUAUUACACAGUACGUAUAUAGCAAGUAUGUCCGCCAGGAUAACCAGCCUCGCUAUGCGAAAUACCUUGGCUACCUUGACGCAAGGGAGCUGUAUCCCGACUUUAAGCCAAUCUCUUUCCGCGAAUUCUUUACCGAGGUUCUCGAUGGAAAAGGCAAAAGACCCUAUGGACAUUAA
This is a messenger RNA of Aspergillus caelatus, 969 nucleotides long. RefSeq lists its product as uncharacterized. The record is from RefSeq and is a predicted model, not a curated record. Bases 1 to 969 code for a protein of 322 amino acids. The transcript is spliced from 4 exons. Lineage: Eukaryota; Fungi; Ascomycota; Eurotiomycetes; Eurotiales; Aspergillaceae.